This is a messenger RNA of Cyclopterus lumpus (lumpfish), 1527 nucleotides long. It is a transcript of the gene tead1a, whose product is annotated as TEA domain family member 1a. The transcript is spliced from 11 exons. The record is from RefSeq and is a predicted model, not a curated record. Gene Ontology annotation, molecular function: RNA polymerase II cis-regulatory region sequence-specific DNA binding; DNA-binding transcription factor activity, RNA polymerase II-specific. NCBI's taxonomy places the organism in Eukaryota, Metazoa, Chordata, Actinopteri, Perciformes, Cyclopteridae. Gene Ontology annotation, biological process: embryonic organ development; regulation of transcription by RNA polymerase II; hippo signaling. The coding region runs from base 1 to 1287 and encodes 428 amino acids. Gene Ontology annotation, cellular component: transcription regulator complex.
AUGGAUCGCGGUAGCUGGAGCGGCAGCGAGAGUCCAGGGGACGACAUGGAGAGACUGAGCGACUCAGGCGGGGAUAAGACCAUGGACGGUGACCCCGAGGGGGUCUGGAGCCCCGACAUCGAGCAGAGCUUCCAGGAGGCCCUGGCCAUCUACCCGCCCUGUGGAAGGAGGAAGAUUAUACUGUCAGAUGAAGGGAAGAUGUACGGUCGGAAUGAGCUGAUAGCCAGAUACAUCAAGCUCCGAACAGGCAAGACGCGGACGAGGAAACAGGUAUCCAGUCACAUCCAGGUUUUAGCCAGAAGAAAAUCCAGGGAGUUUCAAUCCAAACUAAAGGACCAGAACGCCAAGGAGAAGGCCCUGCAGAGCAUCUCCUCCAUGUCCUCGGCCCAGAUCGUCUCGGCCACUGCCAUCCACAGCAAGCUCCUUCCCGGACUAGUACGGAGCAGCUUCCCCAGCAACGCACAGCUUUGGCAGGGAAUGAUUCCUGGAGGACAGUCCAGCUCCACCACAGAAGACAUCAAGCCGUUCUCUCAGCAGGCCUACGUCGUGCAGACAGUGGGAACCAACACCAUCUCAGGUUACGAGGCUCCCACUGCGGCCCAAACGCACAGAGAGCCGGCGUGGCAGGGUCGCUCCAUCGGCACCACCAAACUACGACUGGUGGAGUUUUCAUCUUUCCUGGAGACACAGAGGGACCAGGAGGCAUACAACAAGCACCUGUUCGUGAACAUCAGCCAGAGCAGCCUGAGCUACAGCGACCCCAUGCUGGAGUGUGUGGACAUCAGGCAGAUCUACGACAAGUUCCCAGAGAAGAAGGGCGGCCUCAAGGAGCUGUUCGGGAAGGGCCCCCAAAACGCUUUCUACCUGAUCAAGUUCUGGGCCGACCUGACUUACAACGUGCAAGACGACCCGGCGGCCUUCUACGGGGUCAGCAGCCAAUACGAGAGCUCGGAGAACAUGACCAUCACCUGCUCCACCAAGGUCUGCUCCUUCGGCAAGCAGGUGGUCGAGAAGGUGGAGACAGAGUACGCAAGGUUUGAAAACGGGCGCUUCGUCUACAGAAUCAGUCGCUCUCCGAUGUGUGAAUACAUGAUCAACUUCAUCCACAAGCUCAAGCACCUGCCGGAGAAAUACAUGAUGAACAGUGUGCUGGAGAACUUCACUAUACUGCUGGUUGUCAGCAACAGAGACACUCAGGAGACCUUGCUUUGUAUGGCGUGUGUGUUUGAGGUGUCCAACAGCGAGCACGGAGCUCAACACCACAUCUAUCGACUCGUCAAGGAAUAACAGACACACACGCACGCACACGCACACACACACACACACACACACACACACACACACACACACACACACAUACACAGACGCACACAUAUGGCCUUUUUGCUUGAUGAUUACCGGUGACAUUGGAGGUAAAGAUGUCCAAAAACUGAAUACUACUUAAGUGUCUUUCAGCCAAACAACUCCACUCAGUGAGGAAGAAAAAAAUGGCUGCCUUUUCACCGCUGCUCACGAAACACCACAACA